Penicillium robsamsonii is the source of this 960-nucleotide messenger RNA. Its product is annotated as ubiquitin-conjugating enzyme E2. The transcript has a single exon. The record is from RefSeq and is a predicted model, not a curated record. The coding region runs from base 1 to 960 and encodes 319 amino acids. Lineage: Eukaryota; Fungi; Ascomycota; Eurotiomycetes; Eurotiales; Aspergillaceae.
AUGUCCUCCCCCUCAACCCGCCGCCUCCUAAAAGAAAGCACCGACCUCCACAAAAACCCAAGCCCAUACUUCACAGCCGCCCCAAUAAGCGACUCGAACCUCCACGACUGGCACUUCACCCUCGCCGGGCCACCCUCUCCAUCCCCCUACGCCCAAGGCCUCUACCACGGCCGCAUCACCUUCCCAGCCACAUACCCACUUCGCCCGCCCUCGUUCCGCUUCCUCACACCCUCCGGCCGCUUCGAGGUCAAUCGCGAAAUCUGUCUCAGUAUCUCCGGUCACCACGAGGAGACAUGGCAGCCCGCUUGGGGUGUGCGCACUGCGCUGCUAGGAAUUAGAUCUGAGAUUUUUAGUUCGGAGAGUCAGGGACAGGUUGGGGGUAUGGAGGGGAAUGAUGAGUUGAGGAGGGAGUAUGCACGGCUAUCGCUUGAUUGGCAUUGUCGGGAGUGUGGGGUUAGGAAUCUUGAGGCUAUGAGGGAGUUGUGGGAGGUUUGUCGGGAGCGUGGGAUUGAGGUUGAGGGUGAGGUUGAUGGUGUUAACGGUGCUAGUGUCGAGGGUCAGCGGGAAAUUGAGGGCCUGCGGGAGACGGUCGAGGCUGAGGCUGAUACUCCGGCUCCGGCUCCGGCUUCGAGUGGGGAAAGUGUUCCUGUUGGAAAUGAGGACCAAGCCCCGGCGGAUGAUGCUGUGGAGCGUACUCUGGCUGCGGAAUCUGUUCCGGUCUCUUCUGCGCUUGCACCGGUGCCGGCGGCACAGGCACAGGCACAGGCACAGGCACAGGCACCGCUGUCUACUGUACAAGCACCGGCUGCCGCUGUUAUUCCUACGCAGACAAGCACCCCUCAACUGGCUUCGACAGAGUCUCCAUCUGAAGGUGUCUGGCUGGACCGGGCUAUCAUUGGUGUGAUCGUUGCUCUUGUCUUGUUGAUAUUGCGCCGGGUGGCGAACGUCGACGAUCUGUAA